AAAGCCAAGAAAACAACAAAAGCCCAAAUAUUAAUUAAUUAAAAAUUAAAAAGAAAAGUGAUUGACUGUGACUAAUAUUAAAGUUCAACGUAAAAUUAAAUUUUCAUCAAGCUCUAGAUAAUAUUCAUGAUCAUAUUUAUAGUUAAGAAGCAUAAUAUUGCAUACGACAACAUAAAGAAGUAUAGAAGUAACAGAAACUCCGGCUAAGAAAUGCACUUCUCCAUUCCGGACACUCAAGAAUUAUAUGCGGAGCUAACUGGUACCACCUACACAGGCUAUAAUAUAUACAUUAAUGGCAGCUACCAUUGCUGUUUGCGCUAUAAGCAACUGCAUGCCUUGCAUGAGCAACUGCGGCGUCGUUGUGCUGAUCUCAAUAUACAAUUGCCAGCUACAUUCCCACCAAAGCGGCUCCUACCAUUAACUAACGGCCAACUAGAAUCUAGGCGUGCUUCAUUAGAACACUAUUUGCAAUUAUGUGGACAAGAUGCAGUUAUUUCCAAAAUAGAACAAUUUCAAAAUUAUCUCUUGAAUGCACAGCAAGAAACGUCAUUAGUCGAAGGCGUCUUAGGCCAUGAUUUCAGCGGUAGUGAUUUGAAACGAGUUUCAGCUGUGCUGGAGGUGUGGCUUUCAAAUGACCUCACUAUACAGGUCAAUUGUCAUAUCGGUGAUAAUGCUAGUUCGGUAUUACGUACUGUAUGUGAAUGUGUCCAACUACCUACACAAUUUAUGCAACAUUUUUGCCUUUAUUUGGUGCGACGUGAAGACAGUGAUAUCAUACAAAAUAAAUUGGUGCUAUUAAGACGUUUAAUGGACUUCGAAUCACCGUACUUGUCCCGUUUGUGGGCACAAGAAAAAUCCCCAAUGUGUCAUGUAAUGAUGCGGAAAAGCUAUUGGAAUCCAAUAUAUGACUUAGGAUUACUACAUGAUCCAAUAGCGCUAAAAUUGCUCUCUGCACAAAUUUCCAUGGAUAUAGAUAAUGAAUGGAUCAUUACGCCCCCCGAUGUGAUGCAGAAGCUUAUAAGUUUUCAGGAACACGGACUGCAAAAAGAAUACAUUCAGAUGGCCCGACAGCUGCCACUUUACGGUUGCUUACAAUUCAGUGCAUGCAUUGUUGAUUAUCCAGAACCACGUACGACAGCGCUGAUUUCAAUAGGCAAUAAAGAAUUAAGUAUGCGUACGGCAAAGGCUGGCAAAAUUUAUGAGACUAAAUUUCGGGUUACACGUAUGCGUUGUUGGCGGGUUACAGCAAUGCAUAAUACCAGCACUAUUGAUUCAUCAAUUUCCAACAGUGGUAACGAUAAUCCAAAUAAUUAUGGAAAGUCCCCGACCAAUUUACAACUCGCUUUCGAAUAUUUGAUGUCUAAGCAAACUUUACGCUGGAUUACAAUUACCAGCGCCCAAGCUAUGCUCAUGUCGGUUUGUCUGCAAUCGAUGGUUGAUGAAUUGCUAAAUUGUAAAGACACCAUUGACGGCUUAAACGCACGCAUUGCAGAUAACUCUCAAACGCAAUUGUUAUCCUACGUUUCCCGUAAUGGGCGAGUUUCACAUUCACCACCUUCAAUACUGACUUCCUCUGCAUCUACACCUUCUUUGUCCACGGAAUUAAUGUCGUCAUCGACUGCAACAACAGCGACUACAACAUCAAGUUCAUCUUCUUCGUCGUCGCCCACGGCACCAGUUAAAUUUCUCACACAACCCACACGGACGAAAUGCAAUCCAAAAAUAUCUAACUCUAGCUCAUACUCGGCAGUUUUCUUUCGCAAUAUUGCUGAGGAAUCUGUACACAACGAAGCAUUCGAAGGAAUUGGCGAUGAUGAUCUUUAAAGAAAAUACAUAAAAAAUGAUAACUAAAAGUGCACAAACGAUUUUAUUCUCGAUCAAAAUGCACAAAUUUCUCCAUUAUUGAACAUAAAUACAAAAAUUUGGUUUUUAAUAGCCUAAACGAGACAACUGCAUUUAUAAAUGCACUAAAGAAUAGAUGUUAAAUUACGUUUAUCUACGGCAAACAAGCACCGGUCCAAAUAUUUAAUGUAUUAAAAUACAUUGGAAAACAAACUUGUUAAAAAAUUUUAUUACUCUUGUCGAAAAUAUUGCCAAAUUAUUAAGGAUUAGUUUGUUAUAGUAAAAUUUGAUACUAAUAAGGGUUUUAUUUUAAUUUUACACAAAAAGCAUAAAUACGGACUACAUCAAGUACUUGUUGUUAGUCUAUUAAAUUUUUGAAAAAAAGUGCAUUUACAUUUGCAUUUUAUGAUAUGUGUAUGUAUGUAUU
Messenger RNA from Ceratitis capitata (Mediterranean fruit fly), 2269 nucleotides. RefSeq names its product sorting nexin-17 (gene Snx17). Gene Ontology annotation, cellular component: early endosome. The coding region runs from base 211 to 1824 and encodes 537 amino acids. The transcript has a single exon. Gene Ontology annotation, biological process: intracellular protein transport. The record is from RefSeq and is a predicted model, not a curated record. Lineage: Eukaryota; Metazoa; Arthropoda; Insecta; Diptera; Tephritidae. Gene Ontology annotation, molecular function: phosphatidylinositol binding.